GUUUUUCUUCCACUAGCUUGUUUUGACAGCCGCGUGUGUUCGUUUUGUUCACCAGUGGUUGCCGUCCAAUGCGCACAAUUUUUAGAAGUCCAAACAUUAUCUUAAGGCACUUUUAAGGAAGCAAACAAGCCCAGACAGGUAUAGAGACAUUCACCGUUGGAACUUCACCAUGCAAAGACUUCAGGUUUUAAAGGAAACUUUACUCGGCUUGGACCUGGUCCAGAGGCAGGCGCUGAUAGGUUCAGCGUUUGUAGCAGGAGGCAUCCUGGCCUACAUGAUCUACAAAAGAGAACAAGUAAAAACUGUUCCUCUUGGUGAAGGAUGGUGGGGAGCUGGAGAAAAACCACGUUCAGAGGAUGAUAAAAUCUACCCCUUUAUAGUGGAAACCUCCGAUGAAGAAAUUAAGGACCUCCAUCAUCGCAUUGAUCGAACCCGCUACACUGAUCCUUUGGAGGACAGCCGCUUCCAUUAUGGCUUCAAUUCCACUCAUCUGAAGAAAGUGGUGAAAUACUGGAGACAUGAGUUUGACUGGAAGAAGCAGGUGGCAGAGCUCAACAAGUUUCCACACUUCAAGACCAAAAUAGAAGGACUGGACGUGCACUUUAUCCACGUGCGGCCACAGCAGCGUGCAAAUCAGAGGGUCCUGCCUCUGAUGCUGGUCCACGGCUGGCCUGGCUCGUUUUAUGAGUUCUACAAGAUCCUGCCUCUGCUCACAGAGAGGCAGGAUGAUGUUGUGUUUGAGGUCGUUUGUCCGUCCAUACCUGGCUAUGGAUACUCAGAAGCACCUCAUAAACAAGGAUUCAACAGCCUCGCCGCUGCUAGAAUUUUCCUGACCCUGAUGGAGCGUUUAGGAUUCUCUGAGUUCUACCUGCAGGGAGGAGACUGGGGCUCGCUCAUCACCACCAACAUGGCACAGAUGAAGCCCGAGUGCGUGAAAGGACUCCACCUAAACAUGAUUGUGUCAAGUAGAGGGCCUAAAAUGCUGUUGUCCCUCUUGAUUGGACCUUAUCUACCGUUCCUGGUUGGCUUUAGUCGGGAGGAUGUUCGCCGGCUUUUCCCUUACUUUGAGAAGAACGUGUAUGAAUUAUUGAGGGAGUCAGGCUACCUUCACAUCCAGGCUACUAAACCAGACACUGCAGGCUGUGGAGUGAAUGAUUCUCCUGUGGGUUUGGCGGCGUACCUCCUAGAGAAAUUCUCCACAGCUACUGACAUGAAGAACAGAGAUCUGGAGGAUGGUGGGCUGGAAAAGAAAUUCAGCCUGGAUGAGCUCUUGACUAACAUCAUGAUCUACUGGACCACCGGCUCCAUUGUCCCGUCCAUGCGCUUCUACAAAGAAAAUCUAAAGACCAACAUUGAAAAGAGAUUGGAUCUAAGGACCGGGAUCUACGUGCCCACUGGAGUUGCUGCCUUCCCUGAUGAGGUGAUGCACAUCCCCAAAUCAUGGGCACAAAUGAGGUACAAAAAGAUCUACUCGUAUACUUUCAUGCCUCGAGGAGGACACUUCGCUGCCUUGGAGGAGCCCCAGCUGCUUGCAGACGAUGUCAUCCAGUUUGUGAAAAAAGUGGAGCAGUACUAAAGCUAAUGAUGCACUAAUAGACCAUUGUAAUCAUGGUGUAUCUGUUCUUUAUUUUUGUUUUUUAACUGAUCAUUCCAAUAGGACCCAAAUGCACUAUCCAUGCCUUAAUUAUUGCUUUUACACUACUGAGUAUUCCCUUGGCGGCAUCCAAAACUGCACUCUGACGCUAUUUUUUUAGCUUUAAAUGAAUGUAAACAAAUACAGAUGAUACUGACAUUCAAAAUGUUUACAAAAUCGUCUAUUAAACUUUGAGUUUUUUAUGAUUAAAGAUACAUUGCAAAAGUUUUGUCGCUCAAUGUGUGAGGUCUUUAAAUUGUGAGUUUAAACAUGUACAACAUUUUUCAUAAAUAAAAAACAAUUAUA
Messenger RNA from Cheilinus undulatus (humphead wrasse), 1939 nucleotides. RefSeq names its product epoxide hydrolase 1-like. Bases 170 to 1576 code for a protein of 468 amino acids. Gene Ontology annotation, molecular function: epoxide hydrolase activity. Gene Ontology annotation, biological process: epoxide metabolic process; arachidonate metabolic process. The transcript has 10 exons. Lineage: Eukaryota; Metazoa; Chordata; Actinopteri; Labriformes; Labridae. The record is from RefSeq and is a predicted model, not a curated record.